This is a messenger RNA of Rhopalosiphum maidis (corn leaf aphid), 2760 nucleotides long. RefSeq lists its product as uncharacterized. The coding region runs from base 172 to 1872 and encodes 566 amino acids. The record is from RefSeq and is a predicted model, not a curated record. NCBI's taxonomy places the organism in Eukaryota, Metazoa, Arthropoda, Insecta, Hemiptera, Aphididae. The transcript has 9 exons.
ACACGAUAUUUUAUUACUUAAUAAAAUUAUUAUUAUUUACAUUUUUAUAAUUUUAAAACACCUAUUUUAUUGACAUACUUAAAUACUGUUACUGGUUACUGCUACUACUAUCAUUUUUAAUACGUAUUUAAACUGAAUCAGAAUUUCAGAACGAUAAUUCACAAAUUCACAAUGAAUUCAACCUCGGACCUACUCAUAAAAAACCUAAAACCGUUACCAAUUCGCAAUCCAUUUGGUCGAGUAAAAAAAAUGGGUGUAGACAUCGACAGUGUUAUAAGCGAAAUAAAAUUUGAUCAAAAGUUAAUAAGUGUGUUUAACACGUAUAACAAGUAUAUAAAUUUUCGGUUUGACUAUGUUAUUAGAACAAGUAUUACUCAGUUACCUGACGAAUUGAAUCAUAAUGUCAAUAAUUCUGAAUUUGAUUCAAACCAACAAAUUUUACUAGAUUGUAUAAAUAGUAAUAAUAGUUUAGAUAAUGUUACAAAAUUGCGAGAAGAAUUAAAAACUUUAACAACAGAAGUAAAUUUAAAAAGAAAAGAAUUGAGUAUAAUUACUAUUAAUGAGGAUGGAUUAAAAAAAAAUAUUAAACAUUUAGAAGAUAUUAUAUCAAUAAAGAAAAAUUUUAUUAGCGACACUGCCAGCUAUGCAGAAAUCAGAUGCAAUGCUAAAGAAAAAAUUCAAAAAGAGUACAAUAGAAUAAAUAAAAAAUAUAUUAAAAUUUUAAGUCAAUUAAAUAAGUCAAAUAAAAUAACAAAAUCAAAUUAUAGUAAUGAAACUAGUAAAGAUAUGAAUUACGGGGAGCGAACAAAUAAUAGACUAUUACGAUAUGAAGAAAAAAUAAAAAAAAUGGAUGAUAUUAUAAAAAUAGCCAGUGAUAGUGCGGAAAAAUUACUACAAUAUCAAAUUGCUUUAAAAACUUCUAAUGAUCGUUUAAAAAUAUUUAAUGACCUAUUAAAUAACCAAAUAAAAAAUAAACAAGAUGUUUCAUUACUAUUAAUACAAAAUGAAAAGAGAAUUAAUCAAUUGAAAAAUAAUUUAUCUAAUUUGGGAGUGUUAUCAAGCAUAGAAAAAAGCAGAGUCCAUGUAUCAUCAAAUUUAAUUGGAAAUGAUAAUUUAAAAAAAGAAUUUUUGGAUUUACAAAACAUGAGAAACGAAAUUUUAAGCUCACGUCCUAGAGGAAUGUUUAAUCUUAAAUAUCAAAAAGAAAAUAAUGUGUUCAAAGAAGAUAUUCGAAAAUAUUUAGAAAAUGAUGAAGCAAUUAAUUCAAUAGAUUAUUUAAUUGAAUUAAAAAAUAAUAUGUGCAAUAAUAAUAUAAAUUUAUUAAAUUUCAUUCAAACGAAUUCAAAUGAAACAAAAAUUUUCUGGAAAUGUCUAUCAACAUUAAAUAUAGAUGACCUUAAAAAAUUGUUGGUGCAUUAUUUUAUUAAAGUUGUGGAUUUAAAAGAGUCUGGGCGAGAAAAUGAUGAAUUAAUAUCUAAACUUGAUGCAAUAAAUGAUAGACAAAGGCAUACUAUUGUAUCUUUAAAUAACAAUUAUCAAGAAUUCCAUUUGUCAAUUGAAAAAAAAUUCAUGGAAUUAAAAAAAUAUUAUCAAGCAAAAGUUAAUAUGUUAUUCCAACUAGUUCAAGAAGAAAAUAAUGCUAUUACUAUGUUUAAAAUGAGACAAGAAAUCAUAGGACUUAAAAAGAAAAUAAUUGAAUUGGAGAAGUUAAAAAUAGUAAAACCCAAGGACACUUCAGUGAUUCCAGAACCCCAUAUCUGUCUAAAUCUUUUAGAGGCAUCAAAAUCAGAAUCCGAAACUAUGUCAUCUGCCAAAGUAAUAUACCAUAAAAAUAAACUGAAGAUACAAAAAAAUAAAUCCAAAUUAAUUUGACAUAGAUUUUAAAACAGAAAAUAUAUAGCUGUGUUACUUGUAUUAAUUGUAUUACUAUUUGUAUUACUUACUUGUACUAAAAAGUAUAGAUAUUCUUGAGCUUUAGCUUGCAUUUUAACUUCAAUUCUUUUUCUAUUUGGGUUUAAAAUUUCUAUACCACAAAACAUUUGAAACUGCACUAUAAUAUAGAUUAUUAGUAAGGCUCGGAUUUAUAUGUAUUAAAAAAAUCAAAAUAUAUAAAUGUACAUUUAAUAAAAAUCACUUUAUACAUGACAAAAAAAAAUUAACUUGGAGAUUAGAAUAUCCUUAUGUAUAAAAGCACAGCAAAAACUGUAAUUAAAUGAAUUUUUAUUGUCUGUAAAAGUAGUAUGUUGUUUUAAUUUUUGUUUUCUUAUUUUACUCUCUUUAUGUUUGGCGAUCCUUAUAUGUUGUAUUACUAAAAAACAUUCAAUAGAAACAGAUUUUUCACUUUAAUAUAAAUCUCAUAAUUGCUUUUAAAAUGUUCAUUAGGAAAUUCUUGAAGAUUUUUUUUAGCUUUUCCAUACUAGGAUGCUAAUACUUUCGGCAUGAUUUAAAUACAAACAUUCGAAAUUACACAUCUAAAUAUGAUUCUAAGAAUAAUUAGAUACAUAUGUGAUACCUUCGUUAAUAUAUUUAUACUGUCUCAUUGCCAGUACUUCGAGUACAAACGUUAUUAAUAAAAUAAUAAAUAACAAUCAAUCAUUUAUUGGAACUCUAACUCGUUUCGACCAUAUAUUAGGUUCAAUAAUAAUUAUUGAAAAAAUAAACAAAAUACCAAUUAUUGGUAUUUUGUUUACGUACUUUUGGAAACACAGAAAAUUGCAUACUAAAUUAAAAAUAAAUAACUAAUUAUCUCAAGAUGUAGGA